AUGUCCAUGCCAAAAGCCCCAAACAACGAAGCAGAGGAGUGCAUCGAAGACAUAACAUUCGUAGAUGUACCCGGAGCACUGAACCUAGGCAAUGAUCCCGAGGACUACUUCACCCCGGGGGAUGACAGCGAAGGCCGAGCUGAUAUCAAAGAUGAAGACAUCGAUUAUCUUGGUGACAUGGACGAUGGUUAG
This is a messenger RNA of Aspergillus alliaceus, 192 nucleotides long. RefSeq lists its product as uncharacterized. The record is from RefSeq and is a predicted model, not a curated record. The transcript is spliced from 2 exons. The coding region runs from base 1 to 192 and encodes 63 amino acids. Lineage: Eukaryota; Fungi; Ascomycota; Eurotiomycetes; Eurotiales; Aspergillaceae.